Salvelinus sp. IW2-2015 is the source of this 1426-nucleotide messenger RNA. RefSeq names its product ras-related protein Rab-9A-like. Gene Ontology annotation, biological process: Rab protein signal transduction; retrograde transport, endosome to Golgi. Gene Ontology annotation, cellular component: late endosome; lysosome; phagocytic vesicle. Gene Ontology annotation, molecular function: GTP binding; GTPase activity. NCBI's taxonomy places the organism in Eukaryota, Metazoa, Chordata, Actinopteri, Salmoniformes, Salmonidae. The record is from RefSeq and is a predicted model, not a curated record.
GCACCGAGUGCAGGGAGGACGGACUGCGGCAGCGGGCCAAGCAAAUUAUUCAAUAAGAUCCAAAGGAGCCUUGUGCGGGUUUUUAGGAAGUCCAGUCAUUCCUGGUUGCAGUUAGAUCAGCACACUGGGGCCAGUCGUUGUUGUGGUAGACCUACAGCUGGUUUUCCCCUUGACUAAUCAACAGACCAACCGGACUCCACCCAUCUCCUUCCCCAUACUGUAGCAUGAUAAGGUAGGCGUGACAAACGAUCGGUCAUAUGAGCGUCAGUAGCGCUCGAGCAGUCCUGCCCAGUAGCGCCAUGUCACCGGGGAACCUCGGCCGCUCGUGAGGAUUUUGCAACGGGAUGGAGCGGUAUGGCAACGCCGACGUACAUUAUAAACAUCAAGGUGCUGAAUUAGGCUAUGGUUUGCCCUGAUACAUAACGGUAGCAGCAGCGCUUCCCAGACCAUCCCCCCCAGCCAGCUACCCCACCAGCCCAGGCCCAGCCAUGACAGCCAAGUCGUCCCUGCUCAAGGUGAUCCUCCUUGGCGACGGAGGCGUGGGAAAGUCCUCCCUCAUGAACCGCUACGUCACCAACAAGUUUGACACGCAUCUCUUCCACACCAUUGGCGUGGAGUUCCUAAACAAGGAGCUGGAGGUGGACGGGCGCACCGUGACGCUCCAAAUCUGGGACACGGCGGGCCAGGAGCGCUUCCGCUCGCUCCGGACACCUUUCUACCGUGGCUCCGACUGUUGUCUCCUAACCUUCAGCGUGGAUGACAACCAGAGCUUCCACAAUCUCAACAACUGGAAGAAGGAGUUUGCCUACUACGCUGAUGUCAAGGAACCUGAGAAGUUCCCUUUCGUGGUCCUGGGUAAUAAGUUGGAUGUGCCAGAGAGGCAGGUUUCGGGCGAGGACGCCCGCCAGUGGUGCCGCGACAACGGCGGCCACCCGUACUUUGAGACGAGCGCCAAGGACUCGACCAACGUGGCGGCGGCGUUUGAGGAGGCGGUGAGGAGGGUGCUGGCGCAGGAGGAAAGGGGCGAGCACCUCAUCCCGACGAACACAGUGGACCUGCACAGGAAGCCUCGCUCUGGUGCCUCCUGCUGCUAAGGAGAUGUAGGGUUGAUUACCUUUAUUUGACUCUUAAAGGCCCAAUGCAGCUGUUUCUCUCAAUUUAAAAUGGGCAAAAAUAGCUUUUUAGCAAAAAAAACUAUUUCUCAAGCAAGAAUUUUGCUAAGACUGGGAAAACUAGCUGUUUUAUUGGAAGAGAGGUUUGGAACAGUUUUUGUUGUUGGUCUAUUGACCAAUCUACCGAACAGUGAUGUCACCAUUGAAAGCUGAAACUCCCGUCCAUGCAAACCUGCUGAUUAUAAUGUCCUGUGUAGAUUGUAUUUUCGACCACCAACUAUCAGGAAAUAAACUGAUCACAUUUCUUCACAGUU